UUGUUUAUCAAACCAUUUCUUGUAGAUGUAACGUGUAGGAUUUUGGUAUAAGUGUUUGUUAUUUUUUAUAAUUUCAUCCGCAUUGGUUCAUCUGAAGUAAAUAUAAAUGUACAUACAUAAAUACAUAUGUAUAUACAUAUAUCCUAAACAAUGUCGGAAUCAAAUGAAAUAACAUUGAAGUCAAGAAAAAUGCUCAAGGGGAUUGUGGACAUUGGCAAUAGAGUUGCUCAGCUGCCUCAAUGCUUACAAUCAUUGGUUAGAUGGCCAGCCUCCGGAGUGCUUUAAUUCCAACUUAUUUUCUUUCUCCGCCUGUCUUAUUACAUAUGUACAUAUAUGAUACAUACAGUAAAGGAAAAAAGUCAAUAUACACCUCCAAUUUUGGCAUAAUUCGGCUUUUUGCUCUAAAAAUUAAAAAUGAACAUAUCCGAAAAGUCUUACCACCAAUUUCCAUUAAACGAAAUGACGUGCUACAAGUGCAAAAUGGUCUACAAGGACACUUCUAUGAUAUGGAAUAUGGAGUGCAAGCUCUAAAGUCGAUUGAGAAAUCGGAAUCAACUUUUCACAACAUCCAAGAAAUGAUAAAGGCUUCAAUAUUCAUCAAGCAACAACUGAAAUAUGAAGAAAAAAAAAAGAUUAAAACCGAAAACGGGAAAAACUCGGUAUACAAACGAUUUUCCGCUCAUCUAACAUUCGACCCUUUAGAACUUCCAGACUUAAAUGGUGUUGUGCGGGAAACUAGUGGGCGAAUGGAUUUAGUAGUUCCUUGUGGUGGCCAACUUAAUUUAGGUGAACUACAAAGAUCACACACUACCUUACAUUAAAUAUAUUUAACAUAAUUACACUAUAAAAUAAUAAAUAAUUUU
This is a messenger RNA of Drosophila willistoni, 863 nucleotides long. Its product is annotated as BLOC-1-related complex subunit 8 homolog. The record is from RefSeq and is a predicted model, not a curated record. The coding region runs from base 261 to 821 and encodes 186 amino acids. The transcript is spliced from 4 exons. Gene Ontology annotation, cellular component: BORC complex. NCBI's taxonomy places the organism in Eukaryota, Metazoa, Arthropoda, Insecta, Diptera, Drosophilidae.